AUGAGGAAGCUUUGUCCAAAUAUUGAUAAAGAAGAUGGCCUUGAGACUGUUCUUGAGGUCCCUAUACCAGAAGAGAUGUUCACAGGCAUGGGAAGCAAUGUGCAGGUGCGAUUGCAAAACAUGAUGACAUGGAUGAAGGCUCAAACCUCCGACAAAUGGUCGGCCCCAGUCAUCGCGGGACGGUUGAAUGAGCUACGGUUCUUGCUUUACCUUGUAGGCUCUCCUCUUAUCCCUCUUCAAGUUCAGUUGGGUCAUUCCAUCCACCGUCCAGUUAGAGAUUCUUCCAUUCAAGCUUCAACAGCCAAAUACAUAGUGCAACAGUACACCGCUGCAACCGGAGGCCAAGCAGCAUUGAACUCGGUGAACAGCAUGUGUGUGACCGGCGAGGUUAAGAUCAGUGCGUCGGAUUUUCAACAAGGGGACGUGAGCCUAGAGGUGAAAAGGAGCUCGGCCGAGAGCGGCGGCUUCUUGCUGUGGCAAAAGAACCCGGACUUAUGGUGCUUAGAGCUUGUUGUUUCUGGCUGCAAGGUCAUCUGUGGAAGCAAUGGCAAGCUUUCAUGGCGGCAUUCCUCUAACCAACAAACACCCAUCUCUCAAGGCCCCCCUAGACCCUUGCGCCGUUUUCUUCAGGGUUUGGACCCAAGGGCCACCGCCAAUUUAUUCGCGGAUGCAAUGUGCAUCGGCGAAAAGAUCAUCAAUGACGACGACUGCUUCAUCCUCAAGCUGGACACAAGCCCAGCAAUUCGAGAGACACAGAGCGGCCCAAACUACGAGAUAAUCCACCACACAAUAUGGGGAUACUUCAGCCAGCGCUCGGGGCUCCUCGUACAAUUCGAAGACUCGAGGCUGCUGAGGAUGACCAACAAAGCGGACGACACAGAUGUGUUCUGGGAGACGAGCACUGAGUCUGUGAUACAAGAUUACAAGUACGUUGACUCCGUCAACAUUGCUCACAGUGGGAGAACUAGGGUUAAGGUUUUCAGAUAUGGCGAGCAGUCUGCAAACCACAAGAGGGAGAUGGAGGAGACGUGGAAGAUCGAAGAAGUGGAUUUUAAUAUUUGGGGUUUGACCAUGGAGAGCUUUUUGCCUCCUGCUGACAUAAAGAAGCAAGGGUGA
Messenger RNA from Prunus armeniaca (apricot), 1116 nucleotides. The record is from the annotation of a GenBank genome assembly. NCBI's taxonomy places the organism in Eukaryota, Viridiplantae, Streptophyta, Magnoliopsida, Rosales, Rosaceae.